This is a messenger RNA of Mercurialis annua (annual mercury), 1332 nucleotides long. RefSeq lists its product as uncharacterized. The transcript has 7 exons. Bases 104 to 1234 code for a protein of 376 amino acids. The record is from RefSeq and is a predicted model, not a curated record. Lineage: Eukaryota; Viridiplantae; Streptophyta; Magnoliopsida; Malpighiales; Euphorbiaceae.
UAGUUUACAGCAUAAGAUUAAAUUAUUUGACUCUAUAUAUAAACAAAAAAGUGCAAGCAUUAAUCAAUCUACAUUUAAAUAAAACAAACUUGUGCAUAUCACAAUGGCUUGCAGAAAUUAUUUUCUCAUCAUACUAUUAGUUAUAGCUUCGAACUUUUACAUUAUAAAUUGCAUAAAAAAUCACAAAUUGAAAUCACACAAACUAUUUCAACCUCCAGUUUUUAUCAAGACCGAGUAUGGGGAUGUCUAUGACUGUGUAGACAUUAAUAAACAACUUUCUCUUAGUCAUCCUGCACUUGCAAAUCAUACAAUUAUGUUAAAACCAAAUAUGGAUCACGAAAAUCGUAUGCUAGCUAAUGAACUACGGGAAAAAUCAAGUCUAGGGUUGAAGGAAGGUUGUCCAUCGGGAAGUGUUCCUAUUCGUCGCUAUGGAAGAGUUAGUGAUCUUAAGAGAAACUCAUGGAAUCAUGGAUUGGAAUUUGCCGGAGUAUAUACAUCAAAAGGAGAAUACCAUGGAUCUAGAGCGAUAAUGAGCAUUUGGCAGCCAAUUGUUCAUAUUAAUUCUAAAAGUUAUAGUUCUGCUAUGAUUUCAUUUGAAAGUGGUGAAGGUCCUGGCUUAAAUCAAAUACAAGUUGGAUGGACGGUGAAUCCGAAUUUGUAUCAUGAUAACAAUGUCCGGACAUACACAUCAUGGACUACCGACAAUCAUCAAUUGACAGGCUGCUACAACAUGUUAUGUCCAGGAUUUGUGUUAGUCAGUCCUAAUUUCCCUCUUGAUAUGGUUCUAUCGCCAUCUGAUCCUUAUAAACGUUUACUCAAUGAAGUGCAGUUUGAUGUUUCUCAGGACCAAGAGACCGGAGUUUGGUGGCUUGGAAUAAAUAAACAGUACAUUGUAGGUUACUGGCCAAAGGAGCUAUUCACAAACUUGAACCAACAUGCUGAUACCGUAAGAUGGGGCGGAGAGAUUUUCACUCCCUUAUCUGAAGAAAGAAGCCCUCGAAUGGGAAGUGGACGUUUUAAAGAUUUCAAUUAUGAUUUGACAAGUUCCAUUAUAGAUAUCAAUCUUCUUAAUUCGAAGUUCAAUACAAUUAUCCCAGAUGAAUCUAUUAUUCAAAUUAGUGAAUCACGUUGCUUCCGUGAAGAUGACCAGUCUUACAAGAAUGAUAUUGGUUAUAGUUUUGUGUACGGCGGCGGAGGUGGAACAAAAAGUAUGUGUCUUUCGCCGAAUCGUUAGCCACAUGUGUACAUUUCAAUUAGUUCAAUCUGUUUAAUUAUCGAUUCAAUCAGUUAAAUAAAUAAUAAAAUUAUUUGUUCGUCGUAUAUAUAAAAUUA